Messenger RNA from Plasmodium relictum, 3150 nucleotides. Its product is annotated as transporter, putative. NCBI's taxonomy places the organism in Eukaryota, Apicomplexa, Aconoidasida, Haemosporida, Plasmodiidae. The transcript has a single exon. The record is from RefSeq and is a predicted model, not a curated record. The coding region runs from base 1 to 3150 and encodes 1049 amino acids.
AUGAAUCUAAUUUUCAAAAGUAUAGAUAAUGAAAUAAACAAAUGUUAUAUUAAAUUGAAAGAAGAAGAAUUUAAAACAAAAACAAAAAUUAAUGUUUUGAUUUUUUGUUAUUUGUGUUUUUUUAUAUAUACUUGGUAUAUUAGUAUAAUAUGCUUAUUUCCAUUAAAAUUUAAUGAUUUAUUUUUUAUUUUCCAUUUUCUUUUUCAAGGUAUUGGUGCUAUAUUUCUAGGAUUUUUUUCUGACAUAUAUGGAAGAAAAAAAUGUCUAAAUAUUUCAUUUGCUAUUCUAUUUAUCAUACUUUUAAUAACCUUUAUUACAGUAAAUCCAUCUUUCUUUUUAUUUUACGAAAAUUCUAAAACUGUUUUUGUAAAUAAAGAUUUCUAUAAUCUAAAAAGUUAUACUAAACCCAAUAUAGAAAAUUAUCAAAAUAUUCAUAAAUAUUUAAAUAAUUAUAAUUCCUCAUUUCAAAAAGUAGAAGAAGAAGAAGAAGAAGAAGAAGAAGAAGAAGAAGAAGAAGAAGAAGAAAUAGAAAUAGAAAAAAAAAAAGACAUAAUUUAUGAAAAAGAAAAUUCUCAUAAAAUUUUUAGAAAAAAUAACACCAAUCAAUUAGAAAAUUUUAUUUUUAAUAACAAUGAUAAAUUAAGAAAAAAAACCUUAAGUAAAAAAAUAAUCUCAUAUAAUUAUAUUAACAUAAAUGAAAGCGAACCAGACAAGAUACAUAUUUCAAACAAUAAUUAUAAAAAGAGUGAUUUUUCCAAUAAUUCCAUUGAUAAUUUUAUAAAUAAAAAUGAUAAAAAUAAAUAUAAAGAUGUAAAUGAUGAUUAUAAUAAAAGUAAUCCUUAUAUUUAUGAUAUACAUAAAGAUAAUUUUAUUUAUAUCCUUUCUUCCAAUUAUGGCAAUUUAAAUAAACAUAUAAAAGAUUCUUUAUUUAACGAAAAAUAUUUAAGUCAUAAAAGUAAUAAUUAUAAUGUCAAAAAAAAAAAAGAUAAUACAUAUAAUAAAUUAAAUAACAAUUUAUACGAAAAUAAAAAAAAAAAAAAAAGGAUAAACAGUAAUUAUAGAAAAUUAUAUCAUGAUUUAGUAAUAACGAUUAACAAAAGUUUAAAAGAAAGAAAUGUUCAGAAUUUUGGUAAUAAAUUCUAUAAGCAUCUAAUUAAUGAAUGCAUAAAAGAACACCUAAAAAAUACUUUUAUCAGAUUACCAGACAAUAUAAUUGGCAUAAGUAAAAAGUUUAAUACAGCAAAUAACAACUUUAAUGAAAUUUCUAGUGUUUCAAGUAAUCUAAACCAAAAUUUAAUACAUAUAAUAAACAGUAAUUUUAGUAAUAUAAAAGAUGGUUGUGUAAAUGAAAUACUAUCGAUUACUGAUAAGCUAAGUAAAAUAAAUUAUACUAAUACAGGAGAAAUAAAAUUUCCUAUAAGUAACGAAAACAUUGAUUAUGGAAAAAAUAAUGAUACAAAUUAUAAAAAUAGAUUAAAUGAUAUAAAAAACGAUGAUUUUUUUUUAUUAAUAUCACAAAUAAUUUUUUAUGUUUUAACAUGUUUAAGUGGAUUUUUUGUUAAAGGAAUAAAUAAUGUUUUAUGUAUCAUAAUAACAGAAAACAUAAAACCCAAUUAUAAGACAAAGGCAGUAUGCCUUAUUUUUAUCAUUGAAAAUUUUUCUUUAAUUAUGAUUCGCCUAAUAUUUUUUUUCAACGGAAACAAAAAUAUAUAUAUUUCAUUUAAAUUUAAUUUAUUUUUUUUAGUCAUAUUAAAUAUAAUUAUAAUUGCUAUACUAAAUAUUUAUUUUGUGAAUUUUAAUACUAAUGUCUUAAAAAUUCAAAAGAAAAUUCUUAAAAAGUUAUAUCAAAAAAAUUAUCAAACUUCAUUAAGCUUUUUUAAUAAUAAUAAUGGAAAUACAAUAUACAAAGAAAUUUUAAACAAUGAAAUAAAUUCAAAUAAUAGUAAAAAAAAUUAUACUUCUUAUAAUCUUAAAUAUAAAAAUCAAUUUUUUAACAAUAAUUAUAGCGAAAAUUAUUUUAAUGUACAUAAUUUAAAUGGAUUAAAUAAAGAAAAUGAUGAAAAUGAAAAUUUUUUCAUAGAUAAGUUUGACGAAAAUGGCAAAUUUAAUAAUAUAGAAUAUAAUGUAAGUUUAAGUAAUAUAAUGGAAGAAGAAAAUUAUAACAAUGAUAACUUAUGUGUAAAUAAUAAUAUAAAUAGUUCAAAUGAAAGUAUUCAGAUAAAUCGUAAAAAAAAAAAUUAUAUCAAUGAGAUAAAUGAAAUUAACAAUAAUGGAAACUAUGAUAAUAUAUUAAAUAAUAAUAAUAUUAAAAAAAAAAUGGAUCAUCUUUUAAGUGAAAAGAUAAAUAUAAAUAAAGAAAUUUUAGAAUAUACAGAAAAUCUAAAAAAAAAUGAAAUAUUUAAAAUAUAUAUGAAAUGGAUUUAUUACUAUUUUGAUGCUCACAGAUAUUUAAUCUCAGCAUUAUGCACAUUAUUUUUUCUUUUUAAUUUCUUAUAUAUAAGUUUUUUUAUUAUAUACAAUAUAUUUAUUUAUGAUAUAAAAAAUAUAUCUAAUUUUCAUAAAUUGAAUAAUUCAUUUAUAAUUAUGAAUUCUGUAAUUUUAAUUUUUUAUUUUUAUUUAUAUUUUAAAUUAAAUCGUUUAAUAUUAAAAAUAUUAAAUUUAUUUGGAUAUUUAUUGAUUACAUUUAUAUCAUUUGGACUUAUUUUGUUUUUAUGUUCUACUUCUUAUUUUCAAUUUUCUUUAUAUGAUAAUACAUAUAUUAUAUAUAGUGUAAUAUUUUAUACAUUUUUGUUUAUACCUAAUGUAUCUUUAUUUUUGUUUUCUAUUAAUUCUUUUCACACAAUAUGUAAGGGAGGUUUAAUAGGCAUUUUUGUUUUUUUUGGCAAUUUAGGAUUUAUUGCAUAUGCAAUAAUUAAAGUUUUUAUAAUUCUUAAAUAUUUUACAUUAGUUAAUCUAACUUUUUCAUGUAUAAUUUGCAUAUUAUCUUCUAUAAUCAUGAUUUUGUUUAUUCCUCAAAUGAGUACAUCAGUUGAUUACAACAUAGUAGAUGAUGUUUAUUUUAAUCAUUUUUUAUCAUAUAUUUAUAAUAAAAAAAAUGUUUCUCCUCUCUUCAGAACUAUUUCUAUUUCUUAUGAAAUUCAUAAUAAUUAA